Xyrauchen texanus (razorback sucker) is the source of this 1659-nucleotide messenger RNA. RefSeq names its product neuronal acetylcholine receptor subunit alpha-2-like. Gene Ontology annotation, molecular function: transmembrane signaling receptor activity; acetylcholine-gated monoatomic cation-selective channel activity. Gene Ontology annotation, cellular component: synapse; postsynaptic membrane; neuron projection. The transcript has 6 exons. Gene Ontology annotation, biological process: chemical synaptic transmission; signal transduction; regulation of membrane potential. The record is from RefSeq and is a predicted model, not a curated record. Bases 61 to 1659 code for a protein of 532 amino acids. NCBI's taxonomy places the organism in Eukaryota, Metazoa, Chordata, Actinopteri, Cypriniformes, Catostomidae.
CAACAACCAUGACAAAAUAUCACAAACAUUUCUAGCGCACUUCGACUUCUGCAUUUGAAUAUGGGGCGAAAUCAUCCAUUCAUUUUGUAUUUGAAGACUCUGUUGCUGUUCUUUCUUAUUGUGGGAAAGGUUCAACCUGCACCAUCAGAUGGUUGGAUCCAUGCACACGCAGAGGACAAACUCUUUAAAAAACUCUUUGUUGGGUACAAUAAGUGGUCGAGACCCGUGCAAAACAUCGGUGAUGUUGUUAUAGUCAAGUUUGGCCUCUCCAUCGCCCAGCUUAUUGAUGUGGAUGAGAAGAAUCAAAUGAUGACAACAAACGUUUGGCUGAAACAGGAAUGGAACGAUUAUAAACUGCGCUGGAACCCCUCUGAUUAUGAUAAUGUAAUGUCCAUUAGAGUCCCAUCAGAGAUGAUAUGGGUCCCUGACAUUGUCCUGUACAAUAAUGCCGAUGGCGAGUUUGCUGUGACUCACAUGACCAAAGCCCACCUCUUCUAUACGGGCAAGGUAAGCUGGGUUCCCCCUGCCAUCUACAAGAGUUCCUGCAGUAUUGACGUCACCUUCUUCCCAUUUGACCAACAAAACUGCAAGAUGAAAUUUGGUUCCUGGACCUAUGACAAGGCCAAGAUCGAUCUGGAGCAAAUCGAGAACACCGUGGACUUGAAGGACUACUGGGAGAGCGGGGAAUGGGCCAUCGUCAACGCUGUGGGAACCUAUAACACCAAAAAAUACGACUGUUGCCACGAGAUUUACCCAGACAUCACCUACUUCUUCAUCAUUCGGCGUUUGCCUCUUUUCUACACCAUUAACCUCAUCAUUCCAUGCCUGCUCAUCUCCUGCUUGACUGUUCUGGUAUUCUACCUGCCGUCAGACUGCGGAGAGAAGAUCACGUUGUGUAUUUCCGUCCUCCUUUCCCUCACCGUCUUCCUCCUCCUCAUCACGGAGAUCAUUCCUUCAACAUCUUUGGUCAUUCCACUCAUUGGCGAAUACCUUCUCUUCACCAUGAUCUUUGUCACACUCUCUAUCGUCAUCACCGUAUUUGUGCUGAAUGUCCACCAUCGUUCUCCAAGCACCCAUAAAAUGCCCCAUUGGGUAAAGUCGGUAUUCCUGGAUCUCAUCCCUCGCUGGCUUUUCAUGCGACGCCCUGAACCCAAUCAGAAUCACCAACGGUUGCUUGUUUUGCAGGAGAAGAACAAGGCUCCCAAUCUCAGCACGUCAAAAAGCUGGUUGCACCAGGAAACAGAUGUGGAUGGAAGGGGUUACCAGGACAUGGAGUUUGGAGUACCGAUGGAUAUUCCAACCUUCAUCUCUUCUCCAUCUGCCACAUCUCUUCAUUUGUCUGAGUCUGAGUCUUUACUCGAGAAGCUGGAGCUCCAACCAUUGGGACACAUGGUGAACCUCUGCCAGCAUCCAGCAAAGCUGACAAACCUUGCGUCCGACCCUAACAUAACCUUUUCACCAUGUAUCCUCAAAGCUUUGGAUGGGGUGCGGUAUAUCGCUGAUCACCUGCGUGCUGAGGAUGAAGACUUUUCUGUCAAGGAGGACUGGAAAUAUGUGGCGAUGGUGAUUGACCGUAUCUUCUUGUGGAUGUUCAUCAUUGUGUGCCUACUGGGGACCGUUGGUCUCUUCUUGCCUCCUUGGAUAUCAGGAAUGAUCUGA